AUACAUAGUACGUUGUAUCGUUUAUUGCUCGCUUCUGCUCGCUGGUAAACGGUUGCAAGGGAGCAAACCAGAUACCUAUCACGACCUUAGAGAUUUGACUCGUGGCGGCUAGGACCGGCAACUACCGGGCGACACCAGGCAGGCUCUGUCCUACCAAUACUAACUUAUACCGGUAGUACUUACCUAAUACAUGUACAUGUACACAGUAAGGUACAUAUGUAUACUUAAGUAAGCACAUAGGUAUAAUAUUGUAAGAGUGCCCUAAGGCGGGCCCAAGGCAACCUAGAGAUAGCUGCACAUGUACACUAACUAGCGGCAUACUUACCUAGGUAGUAUGUAGUAUACAGGUACUAUGUAGUGUGUACAGAGAGAUGUGUGUAGUGUUGUAGGAAUUGAAGACGGUUGAAGACAGAGCUUUCACAUGACAUGGUGAUCCUGAUCGGCGUUCAAAGCCUCGCCGCAUCUUUUCAGCAUAACCCCCCAUCUACCCCCACGAGGCUAGAUGGUGUGUACAGAGUCGAGAGAGUGUGCACUACCGGCAGUGCAGAUCAAACACGCUUCAGCCAAUCGCAGAUCAUCAGCCUGGUUUCAUCAUUAGCUUCUGCCCUCUUCUCCCUUUGCACGCAGCGCCUUGUCACAACCAUCGCAUAGAGGCGGGGGUGGGUGGAAUAUAUCUGGCGAGCUCACAACUCACCCAUGGCCGAACUUGAAGCCCCUGUCAACGCUGGUCCUCCUUCCAAGCGGCGGAAAGUGCAAGACGACUGCCGCGACUCUACACCGCGCUAUCAAAGCCUCGAGCCACAAGAUAGCCAACAUGACGAGAAGAACACGCUGAGCGUUUCAAUACGCGAGAAAUCACCACAAAGCCGACCCGGGAGCUUGAGCCCAAGCCCAAGCCCAAGCCGCGACCGGAAACGAGACGAAGAAUAUUACUCUAGCGAUCGCUCACAGCACAGCCGCUCACCAUCCACCUCGCGAUCAAGAACGCGGUCGAGAUCACAAUCUGCGUCACGGUCGCGGUCGGAUAGUUCAUCAGCCAGAUCAAGGCUGGGUUCAAGGUCGGCAUCCCGAGACGAUCGCGAUUCCGUCUCUCGCUCUCCUCGAGACCCUCUACCACGCGAUGGCCAUCACGAUCAAGAUUCUACGCCUUCCGCGCGCGAACCUGUAAGACCUCAUUACGUCCCCCGCCUGCUAUUAGCAGGCCACCAGAAACCCAUAUCACAAGUCCGCAUAUCACCCGACGGCCGGUGGAUAGCGUCGUCAUCCGCAGAUGCCACGAUACGGAUAUGGGAGGCGAGCACAGGGAGGCAUAUGGAUACUCUUGUUGGUCACAUGGCCGGCGUAUCAGCAGUUGCGUGGUCGCCAGAUUCCAAGACCAUUGCCUCCGGCUCCGACGACAAAGCCAUUCGACUAUGGGAUCGGGUCACUGGGCGGCCGAUGAAGCCGAAGCCUCUCCUUGGCCAUCACAGUUAUGUAUACUGCCUUGCGUUCUCGCCUAAAGGCAAUAUCCUCGCCAGUGGGAGCUACGAUGAGGCUGUCUUCUUAUGGGAUGUCAGAGCUGGUCGGUUAAUGAGGAGUUUGCCGGCGCAUAGUGACCCUGUGAGUGGGAUAGACUUUUGCCAGGACGGCACGUUAGUUGUGAGUUGUAGCACAGAUGGGUUAACGCGAAUAUGGGAUACAUCAACUGGGCAAUGCUUACGCACGCUCGUGCACGAGGACAAUCCUCCGAUCACAUCCGUAUGUUUUGCACCUAACGGUAGAUACGUCUUGGCGUUCAGCAUGGACUCCUGUCUUCGUCUUUGGGACUAUGUUUCUGGAACAGUCAAGAAGACAUACUCUGGUCACAAGAACGAGGGGUUCAGCAUAGGGGGUUGUUUCGGGUCAGUCGAUGGAGAGCCCUUCAUCGCGGCCCCUAGUGAAGAUGGAGAAAUCGUAUUAUGGGACGUUAAGAACAAGGAGGUCGUCCAGCGGAUAAACGGCCAUACGGGUGUCUGUUUUUGGGUAGAUGUAUACAAGGAUAUCAUGGCGAGUGCUGGUCAGGACGGCAGGAUCAGAGUUUACAAGCACCAAAGCCCGAAGGCUGCAAAGAAAAUCAACGGCAUGGCAAGCGUAAAUGAGGCCUUGGGUGACCUUGCAGUCACCGAUCCUCCUCUCCAAGACGAAGAUAUCAAACAGGAGACAUGAAGAGAGGAAGGAGAUCCGGUUUUACAUAGAGGUCUCACAUUCCUGCUCAAAGGAUAGCAGAACGGCGAUUUUAAUAAGUAAACCGAGCUUACCUGCCCUUUUCUAUCUCCAUCAGAUCGUGCAUGUAUUCAGUCUAUUACUUAGUGUCGACAAAUGCAGUAUACUUAACGAUACAGAGUCUGCAAACAUUUUAGAAAUUGUGACAAUUUUACGAUACCUGACA
Molecule: messenger RNA, 2407 nt
Organism: Xylaria bambusicola
Lineage: Eukaryota; Fungi; Ascomycota; Sordariomycetes; Xylariales; Xylariaceae
Product: WD40-repeat-containing domain protein
Exons: 2
Coding region: 697-2184 (495 amino acids)
Molecular function (GO): protein binding
Source: RefSeq, a predicted model, not a curated record